AAUCUAAAUUGUACAAAAGAAACAUAUUUUCUAUAAAACUGGAUGCCGCAUUACUAAAAUACAUACCUAUACAAUCAUGACCAACACCAUGUCUCAAUCUCCUAUGAUCUCUCCUUCGUGAGAAAAAAAUCACUUUUAUCUCUGAUUGAGUAACCUGAUGGAACCCCGGAUUUUGACUCCGGACAAAACCAUCGGUGAAGAGAAAGAAGCAACGGUUUGGCAAUUCAAUCGCGGUCAAGGGCACAAGAAAAACAGGGCCACCUUCAAUUUCACUAACAUUACCAACAUGGAGGCCAAGGACUCGUCCACUCGAGCUCGAAUCAGAGCGAUUUGCAAUGAACUACAUAUCUCCAAUGAACAAGCCCAUCAAGUUCAAAAAUAAAUGAGCUUGGCCUUGGAACAAGGCUUGAGCCGCCCAGGUUCAUCCUCAGUGAGAUGCUUGCCCACCUUUGUCAGGCACAUGCCGUCCGGCAAAGAGCAGGGCAAAUACUUGGCCCUCGAUUUGGGAGGCACAAAUUUUCGUGUGAUGGUUGUCGAACUUUUAGGCUCCCCUCAAAAGCAGCCCUUAAUCACGGUUCGGAAGUACCCAAUUCCCGUGGCGGUGAUGUCUGGUAGUGGCGAGGAGUUGUUCGAUCAUAUUGCCUUGUGCAUGUUGCGGUUCUUGUCAGAAAUUCAAUUACAUCCGGAGAACAUGGCCCUUGGGUUUACCUUCAGUUUCCCCUGUGAGCAAAGCAAAUUGAAUUCAGCCACGUUAACUCAGUGGACUAAGGGGUUUUCAUGCUCUGGAAUGGUGGGUGAGGAUGUUUGCGCUCUUCUCCGCCGAUCCUUGGACAAACAAGGCCUAGGAGGCAUCAAAGUAUGUGCUCUACUCAACGAUACCACCGGUUGUCUUCUCUCGUGCUCUUUGCGAGAGUCUCGUUGUCAAGUGGGAUUGAUCGUGGGCACGGGAUGCAACGCCUGUUACGUCGAGAACUGUCGAAACAUCAAGGCCAUCCCCGGUGAGCUUGAAGGCGAUAUGAUCGUGAACACAGAAUGGGGGGCCUUUGGCGAAAAAGGAGAAAUGGAUUUCAUCCGUACCAAAUGGGACCGUGUCGUGGACCAGGCAUCGAUCAAUCCCGGCCAACAGAUUUUUGAGAAAAUGAUCUCGGGCAUGUAUUUGGGAGCUUUGGUGCGACAAGUGUUGUUGGAGUUGGUGGCCCAAGGAUUGCUUUUCCAAGGCGUUAAUUGCCAAAGACUCACCUUGUGCCAAGAUUCCUUCGAGACCAGACACAUUUGUGAGGUCGAAAAUGACCCCUUGGGCGAGAAUGAUCGAUGUCGAAUGGCCAUGAGAGAGGUCUUAGGGCACAACCAAGUCAUCUCCCCCUUGGACUGUUAUGCCAUUAGAUUGGUGUGCGAAGAGAUCUCGCGACGAGCGUGCAUGGUCUUAGCAGCUGGCUUGGCCGGUCUUCUUCGAAGGCUGAAUUUGAAGGACGCUGUGAUUGCCGUGGACGGAACACUGAUUCGCUGUCAUCCUCUCUUUACUUUGAUCAUGGCCAAGAAGAUCACCCAGCUAAUGGGCAAGGGCUACAAAUUUGAAUUGAGGUUGGCCCGGGACGGUUCUGGUUUGGGAGCAGCCAUCAUGGCUGCAGUACAAGCCAAUCGAGAUGAAUGAUUAAGCCAACACUGGAACGGAGAUGGGGAUCUUUGUUAGCCAACGUUAGUGAUCAGAUGAGCUUGGAAAUCGACAGUGUCCAUAUUAGUCAAAGAAAAUAAAGCAAUCUCAUAUUCUCUAGCA
Molecule: messenger RNA, 1774 nt
Organism: Tigriopus californicus
Lineage: Eukaryota; Metazoa; Arthropoda; Copepoda; Harpacticoida; Harpacticidae
Product: hexokinase-like
Exons: 1
Biological process (GO): glycolytic process; glucose 6-phosphate metabolic process; intracellular glucose homeostasis
Cellular component (GO): cytosol; mitochondrion
Molecular function (GO): ATP binding; fructokinase activity; glucokinase activity
Source: RefSeq, a predicted model, not a curated record